Cladocopium goreaui is the source of this 808-nucleotide messenger RNA. NCBI's taxonomy places the organism in Eukaryota, Dinophyceae, Suessiales, Symbiodiniaceae. The record is from the annotation of a GenBank genome assembly.
GUGUUUGUUCAGUGCGAUGAAGCGAUUCGGGUGAAGCCAAUGCAGCAAGUGGUGUCUGAGUUGGCUUCCGAGCAACGGCCUUGCCCAAAGGGCCAGGUCACAAUGAGCCGAGCACAACGCUUUUACGAGCGGCAGCAUGCGUGGUUGCAGGCACGGGAAGAUGAGAAGCGAGACCUCCGGAAGGAACACAUCUUCCGUGCUCUCCAAGAGGAGGCUGAGGCGCGAAAACGCGAUUGCUCUCCAUACCCUGAAGAGAAAAAGUUGCGCGGUCUGUCCCGGUCCAUUUACGAUCGGCAGAUCGCCUGGAUGAGACAAAGAGAGGUGGGAUUGGAAGCGCAGCGUGAGGCCCAAUUUGAGGCUGCGACAUGCCGAGAAUCCUUGAACUCUACCACUCCAAGGAAGAGACCGUCUUCAGCUCCCGCUACUCCUCGGAGCCAAAGUCCGGCCAAGGCCACAGGUGAGGCGAUCCUGGAAAAGCUUAGGAACGCGAGGUACCUGGAGAGAAGUGAUCGCCUUCCAAGGGACCAUAGCCCACCACGGGGUAAAGGGCUGUGGAGCACAUCCUUUGCGAGGAGCGGUAUGGCCUUUUGUGGCACUUGCAACCGCUGGAGCCCCCGCCGUUCACCUUUUUGUCUCCAUUGCGGGCACAAUCGUGUCGUUGCCGAAGAUCUUGGAUUGGAUGAAACAGCUGAUUUUGGACAUCCUGGUGGCGAAGAGGUGCCUGAUUGUGUUGGCUCAUGGUGCAUGCAUUUGGAACUAUCAGAGAUGGCGAACGUUGGGAGGAGCGCAUGCUCUUGAAGGAAACAAA